UUGACUAGAAACGGUGCGUUUUAGUUGAGAUUCGUAAAACCCCGAAAUGUGGCAGAAAGCUAUAUCGGCAGCGUCGUGGGGGUGCUUGAGCUUACCUGUUCUAAAACCCUACUUCCUCUGCAACACCACCAUUGUUAGAGCAUCACCCAAACCCCAAAUUACCAUGAAAAAUCUCGACGAAUCGGACGUCGGCGUAUUCUGCUACAUCUCCAACCUCCCUGGCUUUCGCGGUGUUCUUAAACAAAGGUAUUCUGACUUUAUUGUGAAUGAAGUAGAUACUGAUGGAAAUGUCGUCCAUUUGACCACUAUGGAGGCACCUCCAGAGGAAAUUGCUGAGGAAAUUAGAACAGAAACAGAAGCAAAUGAUGCAGCUAGCAAAAAUUAUACUUCUGAAUUUGAAUCUUUUAGAAGUCUUGCUGGUGAUUCGGAUGCUGAGAGCUUUGAAGCUUUUAUGGGUCAAAUCAAUUCUAGUGAUGGUAAAGAGAGUGUUUCACCUAUUGUUCUUUCGCCCGAUUCUGAUAAACUUCAUCGAACGGCCAUGCACAAUUUUUUUAAGAAAAAUUUUAAGUUCCUUGUCACUGAUACCAUUGACGGGCCAGAUGUUUCCUCAAAGUGCAUUCGUGUGAGAUUAGAUUCUGGUGGGCACGGGAAGAACUCCAGGAAACGGAAAGAUAGAGGUGGUAAACCUUUUGAUAGCAGAGGUUCAGAUGACUGGCAAGAGAACAUUGGCAAAUUCCUUAGGUUUCAUAUCUGCAAGGAAAACAAGGAUUCACAGGAGGCAUUAGGAGUAAUAGCAAAGAUGCUUGGCAUCCAGCCAAGGUCAUUUGGGUUUGCUGGGACAAAGGAUAAGCGUGCUGUGUCGACUCAAAGGGUUACUGUUUUCAAGCAGCGUGCUAAGAAAUUAGCUGCUCUCAAUGAUAGGUUGAUUGGUAUUAAAGUGGGUGAUUUCUGCUAUGUCAAGGAAGGACUUGUCCUUGGCCAACUCUGGGGUAACAGAUUUACAGUCACAUUGAGAGGAGUUGUUGCAGAUUGUGAAGAGACCAUCAGAGCUGCUGCAAGUGCCUUAGGAAGACAGGGCUUUAUUAAUUACUUUGGUCUACAACGCUUCGGAAGUGGUUCUGUGCCAACUUAUCUUAUUGGGUCUAAGCUACUCAGGGGAGAGUGGGAAGCAGCUGUAAACAUGAUUCUUGAUCCAAGAGAAGGAGAAAGAAAUACAAUUGCGAUGGCACGUCAAUACUAUAAGGAAACUAAUGACAUCGAUGGGACUCUGAGACAGUUACCUCGAUACCUGGUUGCUGAGAGGGCAGUAUUGCAGUGUUUGAAAAAAUGUCCUGGGAACCACCUGCAGGCUCUGAAAGCAAUACCGAGAACUUUGAGAAUGAUGUAUGUCCAUAGUUACCAAAGCUAUUUGUGGAAUCACGCAGCUAGUACAAGGGUGCAAAAACAUGGAACUGACCAUGUUGUGGUGGGAGACUUAGUAUAUUGUAAAGAACAUGAUAUUGAGAAGGCGAAAGAAAUUGGUAAUGCUGAGUGUGAAGAAGAAGACCCUAAUGAUACACUUGAAGCUCACGAACUAGAUGAAAUCUCUGACACUGUUCUUCCCGAAGAAAAGAAAAAUCCUGUAAAGGCUGUUACUGCAGAAGAUAUCCUUAAUGGAAAUUAUACCAUUGAUGAUGUUGUUCUUCCAUUACCUGGUUCAAGAGUAAUUUUUCCAACAAAUGACAUUGCCCAAGUUUAUCAUGAUCUGGCAAUGAAGGACACAAUCAGUUUAACAGAGAGUGUACACAAUGUCAAAGAAUUCUCAAUUACUAGUAUGACUGGUAGUUACAGGCGUGUUUUUCAAAAACCAGUCGAUUACGAAUGGGAAUUACUGAAAUACACCGAUGGCAACAUACCUCUAGCAGAAACAGAUUUAGACGUUGUUGCUAAAUCUAAACGCUCAAAACCUGUGGAAGAGCUUGGAGUCAAUGAAAGCAAAGGGAUAAAUGAAUUUGAUUGCUCAGAAAGAUUGAACCCCUCUGAGAAUGACAUAAAACUUCAAGCAGACGACAAAGAGGUGGGUGGCAAGAGAGAAGUUGGAAUGCUAAUUGAACCUAAAUUCCAAGACGCCCAAACAGCUCUCAAGCUUAGUUUUACUCUCCCGGCGUCUUGUUAUGCAACAAUGGCCAUCAGAGAGCUUCUGAAGACAUCAACUUCCGUCGCUUUCCAUAAAACGUUAAACUAGGGAGCGCGUUAGAAGUUUCAUGGCAUUCCUUGACAGGGGAAAUGACCCCCCUAGGGGCCCAUGUCACAGUUUUGAGUACCAUAUUUUACAAAUUCCACCUUUGUAAGGAGAGAGGUAUUAGCUUUAAAUUUGUAUUUCGAUACAAUUUGUAAAAUUUCACCUUUACAAAGGUUGUAUUCUUUUCCUUAACAAUAUGAUCCUUUCAAGUCAUCUAUGAUCACCUUUUAGUAUGACACGAUUACCAAUCUUCCUUUAAGCAGUUUUCAAUUUUAUUUAUUGAAUUGAAAUAUGUAAUACAGAUAUUAAACUACAAUGGCUUGACACCUCAUGUCAGGCACCCCUUAGCAAUCUAUUUAAAUAUGUUUCCAACCUAACAACAAAGUUAAACAAAAGCAUCAAUCCCAGAUCAUAUCUUCCAUAUCAGAUAAAAUCCAACACAAAGAUAAAUGAAUAAUGAGAACACCAGUACAUUACUCACAAGACAACUCUACCCAACAAGAUCUAAAAUCUAAAAUGGCCAACCCCCAAAUCAAAUUGAUUAAGAUCGGUCAGCUAACCACAAGUGGCUGACCCCAAAAUUGGUCACUUGUUCACCCCCAAAUCAACUUGACUUGACAACCUGUCUUGUAUCUACGCUAGGCCAGUUUUUGUAAGACUCGUCAUCACGUUGAGAUUACAGAGUAAAUUUCUUUUCUUUUUUUAUUUUUUGCUGAAAAAGGAGUACAGCAUCUACGCUUUUAUACAUGUAUAAUUUCUUACAAAAAAAAAACUAAUUAGUGAGUGACCUAAUAGUCAUUUUUACAAGUCCCUUUCUGCAUUUACAUAACAGAAACACGACAAUAUUUGUCAGUUUUCUUUCCAUAAGUGAGCAUUUUUGUAGUCUUAGUUGAGAAAUCAUGACAGAAACUAAACAUACUCUCACCCAAAUAUAAGAAUUUAAUAAACCUUUUUCUUUUCCAUUGAAAGGAUACUCUCUUACAGCUAAAUACCUCAGAACCAAAUUUCAUAGCCAGUAUCAUAUCAGCCUCACAAAAUGAAAAAUCGACAAAUUUGAGCACAAACCAUUGAACACUAAACUAUUAAAUUUAUACCCAAUGCAAUGGAUUAACCUGUAAGAAAAAAAAAACAACUAAAACAACCCAUAAGCCCAUUUUCCCCAAGAAGUUUUCCCACCAUCCAAACACAUUCUAAUUUCUAACUUUAUAAACUUUCACUAUAUCGGAACGUAUCUCUUGACAGCCUGCUUCCCCGCAACUGCAGCCGCCGCCGCAAUCCCUCCGAUGGCACCAGCAAUGGCCGCCGACCUCGGUCCCGCCGCCGCUUUAUAAAGCGCACCAGUCCCAAGUCCAGCCACAACAGUAUUCAACAAAUCAUCUUGACCUCUUAAUUGAAUUACCCCACUUUCCAAACCGGCGAAGAUCAAUCCAAGAAUGCCAAGAGUGUUUCCGUACCUCCGUCCGAGUGAGCCGCCCGAAUUAAGAACACGGUUAACGCGGAGCUUGAGCGUAUCGCCUGCCUCAGCUGCCUUGAGACCUUCUAUGGAUCCCUUGGCGCCGCCGAUGAUCGCACCGGACAAGUAACCACAACCGGUGUAGUAUUGAAGGUUCUCACCCCAUGAUCGAUGAGGCUUUGAGGCUUCUUCGAUAAAGAGGUGUUCUGGUGCGGUUGGAAGAUUGUAGAGGUUCUGCAUCGGGACAUGGAGAUCAUGGUACGGGUUGUAAAGCCGGCCCUUUCGCUCAUCGUUGUUCGAACUAGAUAAAUCCGCCAUUGGAAUCGAGCAAGGUCAACAAGAGAGAGAAAGAGAUGGAGAGGGUUUUAGAGAGAAAUUUCUGGGUUAAAGAAAACCCUAGCAAAAUUGACGUUGGCGGAACUAACAGGGUUUUGGGCUUAGCUGACUUGGCAUCUUUGAGCUU
Molecule: messenger RNA, 4137 nt
Organism: Cannabis sativa
Lineage: Eukaryota; Viridiplantae; Streptophyta; Magnoliopsida; Rosales; Cannabaceae
Product: multisubstrate pseudouridine synthase 7
Exons: 20
Coding region: 47-2224 (725 amino acids)
Biological process (GO): pseudouridine synthesis
Cellular component (GO): nucleus
Molecular function (GO): pseudouridine synthase activity; RNA binding
Source: RefSeq, a predicted model, not a curated record